AUGGCUUCAUCCCAGUCGGACAAGCUGUCGUAUCAGCUUCUACACUUCAACAUUGACCGCUACCUCAAUCCAUGGAUCCCUCGUAAUCGUCUCAAUAAUCUACCAAAACCCAUCUCCAAAUUUCUCGGCUAUCGUUCAGAAAAGACGGAAGAAAUUCCUCCGGCACUACAAUGGCCAUUCAUGUUCCUCGCCACGGUCGCUGGCCUCUGCCUCGUUGCUGGAAUCAAUAACUACGCUGCCGGGUUUGGUCCACGGAUGGGUGUCUGGUCGGGUCCUACAAUCAUCGCAAGUUUCGGUGCCAGCGCCGUCCUUGAUUUCAAUGCCAUCCGCACACCCUUCUCGCAGCCUCGGAAUUCCAUCGUUGGCAACACCCUCUCCGCUCUGAUCGGAGUUUGCAUCGCGAAGCUGUUCAUGCUGAACCCAGCCUUUGAGGAGAUCAAUUGGGUCGCAGGGGCUGUAGCCUGUGCCUGUGCAUCGCUCCUCAUGAGCAUCACCAACACCGUGCACCCACCAGGUGGCGCCACGGCAGUGCUGGCGGCGACCAACGUCGACGUCAUCCGGAUGGGUUGGCGCUUCAUUCCCGUAGUCUUGUUGGGUAGUUCUCUGCUGGUCACUGUCGCGCUGAUCUUCAACAACAUCCUCCGCCAAUACCCCGUCUUCUGGUGGACACCAGAGAAGUGUGGCGCUCCGCUCAGGAGAGAGCAACGUGAAGAAAAGGAGCAGCAGCAACAAGACAAGGCCGCCGAGGAGGGUAAUGCCCAACCUCGACGCUCAAACUCUACUGCAAGCAGUGACCGAACCCUUCAUACUGAUCUCCAGCGGAACAAAACCAACGAGACUGUACCGUCGCCCAACGACAUCCGCAUUCACGCCCACGGCAUCCAAGUCCCAUCUCACCUCCAACUAUCGGAGGAAGAGACCGCUCUGCUGGAGCGUCUACGGCAACGGCUACCUGGCGCGCACAUUUCGCAGUGA
Molecule: messenger RNA, 975 nt
Organism: Dissoconium aciculare CBS 342.82
Lineage: Eukaryota; Fungi; Ascomycota; Dothideomycetes; Mycosphaerellales; Dissoconiaceae
Product: HPP-domain-containing protein
Exons: 2
Coding region: 1-975 (324 amino acids)
Source: RefSeq, a predicted model, not a curated record